AUGUAUCUCAAUUCAUAUCUAUCUAUCUAUCUAUCUAUCUAUCUAUCUAUCUAUCUAUCUAUCUAUCCUAUUCAAUUUAUAUCUAUAUAUGUAUCUCAAUUUAUAUCUAUCUAUCUUAGUCUGUUAAUCUAUCUAUCUAUCUAUCUAUCUAUCGAUCUAUCUAUCUAUCUAUCUAUCCUAUUCAAUUCAUAUCUAUAUAUGUAUCUCAAUUCAUAUCUAUCUAUCUAUCUAUCUAUCUAUCUAUCUAUCUAUCUAUCUAUCUAUCCUAUUCAAUUUAUAUCUAUAUAUGUAUCUCAAUUUAUAUCUAUCUAUCUUAGUCUGUUAAUCUAUCUAUCUAUCUAUCUAUCGAUCUAUCUAUCUAUCUAUCUAUCCUAUUCAAUUUCAUAUCUAUAUAUGUAUCUCAAUUCAUAUCUAUCUAUCUAUCUAUCUAUCUAUCUAUCUAUCUAUCCUAUUCAAUUUAUAUCUAUAUAUGUAUCUCAAUUUAUAUCUAUCUAUCUUAGUCUGUUAAUCUAUCUAUCUAUCUAUCGAUCUAUCUAUCUAUCUAUCUAUCCUAUUCAAUUCAUAUCUAUAUAUUCUGUUAAUCUAUCUAUCUAUCUAUCUAUCUAUCUAUCUAUCUAUCUAUCUAUCUAUCUAUCUAUCUAUCUAUCCUAUUCAAUUCAUAUCUAUAUAUCUAGCUAUCCUAUUCAAUUUAUAUCUAUAUAUGUAUCUCAAUUUAUAUCUAUCUAUCUUAGUCUGUUAAUCUAUCUAUCUAUCUAUCUAUCUAUCUAUCUAUCUAUCUAUCUAUCUAUCCUAUUCAAUUCAUAUCUAUAUAUUCUGUUAAUCUAUCUAUCUAUCUAUCCUGUAUCUAUCUAUCUAUCUAUCUAUCUAUCUAUCUAUCCUAUUCAAUUCAUAUCUAUAUAUGUAUCUCAAUUCAUAUCUAUCUAUCUAUCUAUCUAUCUAUCUAUCUAUCUAUCCUAUUCAAUUUAUAUCUAUAUAUAUAUCUCAAUUUAUAUCUAUCUAUCUUAUCUGUUAAUCUAUCUAUCUAUCUAUCUAUCUAUCUAUCUAUCUAUCUAUCCUAUUCAAUUCAUAUCUAUAUAUUCUGUUAAUCUAUCUAUCUAUCUAUCUAUCUAUCUAUCUAUCUAUCUAUCUAUCUAUCCUAUUCAAUUCAUAUCUAUAUAUGUAUCUCAAUUCAUAUCUAUCUAUCUAUCUAUCUAUCUAUCUAUCUAUCUAUCUAUCUAUCCUAUUCAAUUUAUAUCUAUAUAUGUAUCUCAAUUUAUAUCUAUCUAUCUUAGUCUUCUGUUAAUCUAUCUAUCUAUCUAUCUAUCUAUCUAUCUAUCUAUCUAUCUAUCUAUCUAUCCUCCUAUUCAAUUCAUAUCUAUAUAUGUAUCAAUUCAUAUCUAUCUAUCUAUCUAUCUAUCUAUCUAUCUAUCUAUCCAUCCUAUUCAAUUUAUAUCUAUAUAUGUAUCUCAAUUUAUAUCUAUCUAUCUUAGUCUGUUAAUCUAUCUAUCUAUCUAUCUAUCUAUCUAUCUAUCUAUCUAUCUAUCUAUCUAUCUAUCUAUCUAUCCUAUUCAAUUCAUAUCUAUAUAUUCUGUUAAUCUAUCUAUCUAUCGAUCUAUCUAUCUAUCUAUCUAUCUAUCUAUCUAUCUAUCUAUCUAUCUAUCUAUCCUAUUCAAUUCAUAUCUAUAUAUUCUGUUAAUCUAUCUAUCUAUCUAUCUAUCGAUCUAUCUAUCUAUUAAACUGCCUUACAAAGAUCGAUGUUCCCAAAACUCUGUCUCCAUUCGACUCCCGGAUCAACAGACAUCUAUAGCUUGCUUACAACGUACCAGUUUUACAAUGCCACAGCGCCAAAUCCUACCCCUCCCCUAUGACAGGUAUCACCGAGGAGAGUCCCAUCAGACUCGGUGGUGA
Acanthosepion pharaonis is the source of this 1887-nucleotide messenger RNA. Lineage: Eukaryota; Metazoa; Mollusca; Cephalopoda; Sepiida; Sepiidae. The record is from the annotation of a GenBank genome assembly.